UAUCCUGGUUGCAUCGUCCUGAUUAUUGCAUAUUCUCGUCGCUUUCCUCAAUCCCAUCACUUUCUUUAGCCUGUCCUUAUUCUCGACAUUUCUCACGGAUGGCUUCUCAUUGCUGCAUGCAAUGAUUUCUCCGUUUUUGCAUGUUGUUAGGACUAAGGCGGGUCAAAACUCGUAAAUAUCGUACUGUCCGAUCCUUGAGCUUGCAUGAAGUAUGAUUUUCUGACUCGACGCAAAUCCCAGAUGGCUCUUAACCAGUUUAGGGCAUUAUUUCGUCAGGAACAUAAGCGAUUGGGGCCAGAUGUUUCUUCACUCUUAGACAGUGACGGUACUUUGACAUAUGGAUUCGAGCUCUCGAAUGACCCCGAUCAACUCGUCUAUGACCUCUACACCCAUGAAAUACCCAGCACCGACGAGAGGGUUUUGAUACCCUGUACGGAAACCUGCUUCAACUUUCCUCUGGCCAGUAAUAUCCACAUAACCACCAUCCCCGCCUGGAACCUGGUUAUUGGUGGCUUGAACCGUGUCUCCAUCACCGACACUAGACAUAAAUACCCUACACCAAUGUGGACAAGCCAUAAAUUUUACAUCCCGUUUGAAUCUGCAUGCGGGCAUGCCUUUGCCUUAGGGGUGAGUAUGAACCAGAUCCUCCGCGGGAAUCAGUCUUGCUUGAAAUACGCGGACCAAUAUCCCAAGGCCCUGGCGGGACUCUCGUUUAUCGAUGUCGUGUUCCACUCGAACGGCUACCUCCCUCAGUAUAUUCGGGUCGCGUUGAAGUGCUCGCAUGUCUCGGCGCCACGAUAUAUCGAUGUCGCGUUCAGCGUCGCACUUGGUUAUCGUACGAUCUUGAGGAGAGAAGCGUCGAAGAUCUCUCCUUCACGUACGGAUGAGGGUUUCCCGUUUGUGACCGAUGAGGACUGCCUCAAGUUGGUGGCACUUUAUUCGAAGGACAGGCAUGUAUGGUGGGCUGAAGUGGCUAUUUGUGACUACGUUAUGACUUGUAAUUAGGCCCAUUUGUCGUGAUCAGCCAAUCAUUGGUUCACUGAUGCUGGCAUUUAUUACGUGACUCGGAUGUGUUGCAGUCGCGAUCUCAGCUCAACAGUAGCUACGCGGCUCAAAUACAACAAUUGACUCCAACGGAGUGAUGGAGCUUUCAAGAAAGAAUAUUAAUGUGAAGCACAAGUUCAGGCUGGGGUAGUACUUCUUAGACGUGUCAAGGUCACAUGCGCGCGAUUUUACUGGGCCGUGGGAAAACGGUCGACUAGUUUCUUCUUUUCCUCCCACAUACUAACACGGUAAAGACGGAGAAGAAUGCGCCAAUUCAUUGGCCCUCCUUACAUCACAUCCUGUGACUGUGCUGCAGUUGGCAGAUUCUGCAGAGGCGACUAAUAUUUGAACCCGGUAUUUU
Molecule: messenger RNA, 1405 nt
Organism: Desarmillaria tabescens
Lineage: Eukaryota; Fungi; Basidiomycota; Agaricomycetes; Agaricales; Physalacriaceae
Exons: 8
Source: RefSeq, a predicted model, not a curated record